Messenger RNA from Physcomitrium patens, 2471 nucleotides. RefSeq names its product GABA transporter 1. Lineage: Eukaryota; Viridiplantae; Streptophyta; Bryopsida; Funariales; Funariaceae. The record is from RefSeq and is a predicted model, not a curated record.
GCCACAAUCCAUCGAUAAUUACUUUCCCUCAACCACCCAGAAUCAGAAAAUGUUGUGGCUCAUCACUACCCAGCUCUCGAGAGAAGCCUGGGGUACAGGAUUAGUAGCACCGGUCUCUCGUGUCGAUCUGCAUCGAAAUGCUUUUAGGACUUGAGCCUUGUCGAAUGCUGACGUUGCGUGUCAUCCGUGGUUACUAUUUUCUUCCAGGACAAUGUAGGGCCACAUUCCUAUGAUUGUGUCCACACGUCCUUGAAGAACUGGGCACGGCCUCGAACCCGAAAACUUCUCGUGCAUCUACAGUGUUGCAGAAGAUCUCGCUGUCGUUUGUUACUGCCUUUGAAUUGCAGAACACUGUUGUUCUGCUGUCUUGUGGCGGUGUGAGUGGCAGUUCCAACUUCAUAUUUCCCAAGGUGUAUUUCCGAACGUACGGCAUCAGUACCUAGAAGCAACAAGAAAUUUUGCUAGUCCGUUGUAAACUUGCAGCAGUCUGAAGUACCGAAGAGUGAGAUGGAUAUACCUGCAGGAAGUAGAAACAAUGUUGGGAAGUGAGCGACGGUUUGUGAAGAACCUGGCAACUUUUCUUCGGAGCAUUUUUUUGAUCUUUAGCCAAGAAUGUCUGUGUGAGAUCAGAGGGUAUCUUGAGCUGCUGGGGCUGCCCCGUGGAUCUUCCAACGACGAACAUCGAACGUCGGUACUCAUUGUUUGGUACGAGUACUUUCAAGUCCAAAGAACAAAUUUCUUUCAAAAGAGCAUUCGUGAAAAUUGUCAGAACCUAGGCGUAGAAUUAUAGCAACUUCUGUCGACAGUUUUGCGUGGAGAGAUAGAUUUAUGAAAGUAAACUUUCAGAGAUCUGGAUUCCAAAGCCCAUUACCUGAUGCAGCCUUGAAAGUUGUGAUCGAAAAAUAGUAUGUAAUAGGUUCGGAUAGGUGGAAUGGAUCAGGCGGUCAAAAUGGCAGGUGAAUACGGCACAACAAUGAGUCCUGAAGCUUGUGGAGGAGAAGACAAAGCAAUCUAUGGCACCGCGAUCAUCAAGGAUGGUGGAGCACUGUUUGUGCUGGAAUCUAAAGGGAACUGGAAGCAUGCUGGCUUCCAUCUUAGUACAUCUAUUGUGGCUCCUGCACUUCUCAGCCUUCCCUAUGCAAUGAAGGGCUUGGGAUGGGCACCUGGCUUUCUGGCUCUUAUCAUCGGAGCUGUCGUUUCCUUCUACGCUUACAUGCGGAUUUCCAAGGUACUCGAGCAGGCAGAAUUGGAAGGUCAUCGCCUCCUCCGCUUUAGGGAUAUGGGGGGUUAUGUCCUAGGACGUACAUGGGGCUACUACCCUGUCUCCGUCCUUCAAAUUGGUUUGUGCUUGGGCGCUAUGAUCGGUUGCAUUGUCCUCGGCGGCCAGAGCAUGAAGCUGAUUUACAAGGUGUUUCAUCCCAACGGCUCAAUGCAACUAUACGUGUUCACGAUUAUCUUCGGGAUGGUGAUGGCGGUGUUUUCGCAGCUGCCCUCUUUCCACUCUUUACGCUACAUCAACUUGUUGUCUCUGCUGUGCAGCCUGGGAUACAGUCUUAGUGCAGUUGGAGGUUGCAUCUAUGCAGGCCACUCAAACGAAGCGCCACCCAGGGACUACGCAGUUGUAGGAUCUCCAGGUUCCAAAGCGUAUGGUGUGUUCAACUCUCUGGUGAUCAUUGCCACAACCUACGGUAAUGGCAUCAUUCCCGAGAUUCAGGCAACGUUGGCUCCACCUGUUACAGGAAAGAUGUUUAAGGGUUUGCUUGUCUGCUACGCAGUCGUUAUAACCACGUUCUUCUCCGUGGCAGCAGCUGGAUAUUGGGCAUUCGGAAAUGAAGCCCAGGGAAAUAUUUUCAUUAAUAUUGAACCUUUUGUUCCCAAGUGGCUCAACUUCCUGUCUAAUGCCCUCGUGCUUGCACAACUCCUGGCUGUAGCCUUGGUAUACGCACAGCCGACCUUCGAAAUCUUUGAGGGCAAAUCGUCAAAUAUACAGAAAGGCAAAUAUUCCGCCCGAAACCUUGUCCCACGUCUCAUCCUCCGAUCUGCACUUGUGGCUAUUACCACACUCAUAAGUGCAGCUAUACCAUUCUUUGGAGACAUUAAUGCCGUGAUCGGUUCCUUCGGCUUUACCCCUCUUGACUUCGUCCUGCCAUUCAUCUUGUAUGCUGGUGUCUUCCAUCCCUCUCCUAGAACGCCCAAGUAUUGGCUCCACUGGACUAUCGUCAUCGUAUUUAGCAUUGUUGGGCUACUGGGAUGCGUCGCCUCCGUCCGUCAAGUAGUUCUCGUUGCCAGCACAUACAAAUUAUUCGCUAAUAUAGUUUGAGCAUGCAAACUAACUUGUAAAGCAGCCAGAAGGCGUCAAGUUGAUUAGAGAAAUGUUCUGCACAUAUGUGCCCGUGACCAAUCUAUGAUGCGGUGUGACAGUUAUGAUAUAGAUUACUUUCGGGCCAGCUGUGCGACGGACCAGUUCCCCA